AUGUCGCAGGAACACACUGAGUACAUUCAAAGUAAAGUGAAUCCCAUCCUUGAGAGCCUUGUGACGGAGGUCCUGCUGGAGCGUCCAGACAACCCCGUGCCAUUCAUGGUCCGAUGGCUCGCUGAGCGCUCGAAAGCCGGCAAGGACUCGCUGUACUCUCUUGGAGUUGGCGAAGCGGAGCGACUGCGCAAUGAGAUCCGUGAGCUUCAGGACGAAAUCAAAGCUCUGUCAGACAAAGUCGGCGAUGCCAAAGCCAAAGGUGAAGAGAAGAAGGAGGAGGGAAAGAAGGAAGAGCUUCAAGGAGAGGCGGCUGCAGAGGCGCCCCAGGACUCUCCCGGAGAGAAGCCAACGGAGAAGCCAGCGGAGAAAGAGGAGGGAGCCUCCGGUGGAGCUAAGAAGGAAGAGGAGGAAGCCGAAGAGGCGGAAGAGGCGGGACCAGGAAAAGGAAAGAAGGACGACGACGAAAGCGAAGAGGAGGACGACUUCGGAGAUGAUGACGAGGACGAUGUGGACGAUGACUGGAAGCCGCCAACCGCGUACAUGAAGAAGGGACAGCGAGGCUCUGUGUCUGCGGAAGCAUAUGGUGCCUUCAACCAGAAGCAGGCCUUCGAGCCGCCAGUCUAUGAGAAGAGCUCCGAACAGGAAGAGCGUAUCAACGCCGUUCUGUCGAAGAGCUUCCUGUUCAAUGCUCUGAGCAAGGACGACCUGAAGGUCAUCCUAGGGGCCUUCUUGGAAAAGAAGAUCCCGGCUGGCGAGCGCAUUAUUCAGGAGGGGGAUGAUGGAGACGUCAUGUUCCUCAUUGAGUCAGGGGCCUUUGACUGCAUCAAGAAGAUUGACGGAUCUGACAAGGUGGUGAAGAAGUGCGGUCAGGGAGACGUUUUUGGUGAGCUUGCCUUGCUUUACAAUUGCCCUCGUGCUGCAUCAGUGGAAGCCACUGAAGAAGCUGUUGUGUGGCAGCUUGAUCGUGAGACUUUCAGCCACAUUGUUCGAGAUGCGUCUGCAAAGCGACGUGACAACUUCAUGGACUUUCUGAAAACUGUGCCCCUCUUCAAGCCGCUGGAGAGCUAUGACCUCAUGCAGCUGGCUGACUGCCUUCAGCAGCAGACACUGGAAGCUGGGGAGACCAUCCUCAAGCAGGGAGACACAGGCGACACUUUCUAUCUUGUGGAGGAAGGCGAUCUUGUUGCAACGAAGUCGCGCGAUGGGGGUGCUCAGGAGGAAGUGCUUCACUACAAGCGCGGUGACUAUUUCGGGGAGUUGGCGCUCUUGAAGAAUGAGCCCCGUGCAGCAACAGUGUCAGCCAAGACGGAAUCCAAAAUCUGCAAGAUUGACCGCAAGUCCUUCAAGAACAUCCUGGGACAGCUCGAGGCUCAGUUCAAAGAGGCGGCUUCCAAAUACAAGCCUUGA
Symbiodinium pilosum is the source of this 1407-nucleotide messenger RNA. The record is from the annotation of a GenBank genome assembly. NCBI's taxonomy places the organism in Eukaryota, Dinophyceae, Suessiales, Symbiodiniaceae.